Molecule: messenger RNA, 1913 nt
Organism: Protobothrops mucrosquamatus (brown spotted pit viper)
Lineage: Eukaryota; Metazoa; Chordata; Lepidosauria; Squamata; Viperidae
Gene: METTL18
Product: methyltransferase like 18
Exons: 1
Coding region: 1-1080 (359 amino acids)
Biological process (GO): peptidyl-histidine methylation, to form tele-methylhistidine
Molecular function (GO): protein-L-histidine N-tele-methyltransferase activity
Source: RefSeq, a predicted model, not a curated record
AUGGAAUUUCAAUUCAACUUCUCUGUAGACCAAAUAACAGAAAACAGAACAGAUACUGCUGAGAAUGAAAAGCUACAGCAGGAAAUGGUCCUAUUGAAUAAUCAAGGUGACGUUUCAGAAAACAGCAAUAAGAUUACCUCAGAAGAAAAUAUAUUAUAUUACUAUUUAUCUGGAACCACUGCUAAUAUAUCAGACCACAAUACUUUGAAUGGAAGCCCUGACUCAAGUUUGUUGAGGAAACAGUCCUGUCUCAAAUCUGCCAAGGUGCAUGAUAUUCCUAAAGAUAUCAGUAAAGUCCUUGAGAGCAAAAUUAUUGCAACUUUACCAGGCAUUCACUAUGCAAAUAUUUCUGUGGUGGAGGCUGCACUUCCAGGAAACUCUGUCGGAGAAAAUAUUAUGCCUAACAUUUCUUCUCAGUCUGACCUAAUUACAGGUGUCUAUGAAGGAGGUUUAAAGAUUUGGGAAUGCACUUUUGAUCUCAUGGAUUAUUUAUCAGAAAUUGACAUUCAGUUUGCACAGAAGUCAGUUUUGGACUUUGGAUGUGGAGCUGGACUGUUAGGAAUAGUUGCAUUAAAAGGAAAUGCCAAAGAAGUUCAUUUUCAAGAUUAUAACAGUUCAGUAAUUGAAGAAAUCACCAUGCCGAACAUGCUGGCUAAUUGUUCUCAAGAUGAUCAUGGUGAAGAAGAUACCCAAUUUCACCUAAAUCUAUCUAGGAAGAAAGACUUCACCCAAGAUUUUCUAUCUAAAUGCAAGUUUUUUUCUGGGGAAUGGUCAGAAUUUAGUAAAUUUAUUUUAAAUAAUACCAAGCCUUUAGUAAAAUACGAUCUCAUACUUACAUCAGAAACUAUUUAUAAUCCUAAUUACUAUGAAGCUUUCCAUGAUGCACUUUCAAGUUUAUUAGCAAGAAAGGGCGCCAUAUUUUUAGCUAGCAAAGCACAUUAUUUUGGGUGUGGAGGAGGGGUCUACCUUUUUACAAGUUUCAUAGAAAAGAAGAAUAUAUUUAAAUCUCAAACAGUUAAAGUUAUUGAGAAGGGGCUCAAGCGUUUCAUUAUUAAACUGACAUUUAACAAUUCCUGUUAGCCAAUUCCUGUUGGCUCAGCAUAUUAUUAAAUAUGUAUUUUCUGUUAUCAGAGGUGUUGUAAUUACUAAUACAUUUAACUUUACACAAUAACUUUUUUCAUUUACCAUGUUUUCUCAUCUCUGAAUUAUUUAUAAUUAUUUGUGCAGGGUAUGUACCACAUAAGCAUAUUUUUUACCUUAGAUUUCACAAACUAGGACCAUAAUUUAUCUAAGACUGAUACUACAUAUGUAAUAUCUUUCCCUCUAAUACAUCAAUCACUUAUCAAAAUUAUCUCAAUAAUUUUUACUGGCUUAAAGAUCCAUCUAGUCUAAAACACUAAGACAGCUGCUUCAAAAAAGCAAAAUAGGAACAGCAUUAUUCUAUGCUUUAAAAAUUCUAAAUUCAUUGUACAUUCCAUCUCUGAGAUACCGUGGGUAAAUUACAUGUAUGAGAGAAAUUUAACUUUAUUUUCUUUAUAAUACAUGGGGUAAGCAGCUUCCCUCUACAUGCUAUCCUCUUUUUCCUUGGGUGGUUUUUUUGACCUCUUGGUAUCAUUUUCAUUGAUUGAUUGAUUCUUGGAAACAAUAUGGAUAAGUCCAUGCACUUUUUUUGGCAUGAUUUUCAGAAGUGCUUUGCUGUUGCUUCAUCCCAGGGCUGAGUGACUGGCUCAAAGUCACCCAGUUGCCUGCUGCGCCUAACUCAGGAUUAGAAUUCAGGUCUCCCUAUUUCUAGUUGAGAACCUUAACCAAGGUCAAAUUGGCUCUCUUGCUUAAAAUUUUCUCCUUACCGCUAGAAACCAGCAACCGUAUUUCCAUUAUAUUCUUUCCAGAUGUUUCCCUACCUACUUUUUUUU